Messenger RNA from Microbotryum saponariae, 2451 nucleotides. The record is from the annotation of a GenBank genome assembly. NCBI's taxonomy places the organism in Eukaryota, Fungi, Basidiomycota, Microbotryomycetes, Microbotryales, Microbotryaceae.
AUGCAUUGCAUGCCAACAACAUGCAGCUAUCACUCUCAUUCUGGAACCUGGAACCGAAACGGCUCUGUCGCUGCCGCUACCUCUUCUCCGCCAGCCUCAACAUCAAGCCAGGGCAGCGGGAUCGGUUCCAGUCGCGACACUCGCGACGGUGCAACCCAAUCUCGGGCCGACAAGCGUCGCAUUAAUGAACUUUCAAACGAUGGGCAGGAUUCAUACAGCCAGUCCAAGAUCGAGUCCAGGAUCAUGCUGAAUCGACAUCGAACGGUUCGGACGCGCAUGGACUGCAGCAAAAUACGGAUGGCGAUGGCAAAAACAUUCACUCCGGCGCCUACAACAUCGUCAACGAUAACGACCAACAUGCAGUGGAAGACUCGCCGAUAGAGGAUCACGAUCACGACCGCGACCGCAACAACGGCGACAUUGCCGGACCUGCAGAGAUUGCGGCGGCACUCAAAUUCAGAAGACCGAAGCAGCUGGCAAAUCCAUCUGGGGCAAAGCGCCUACUAGCAAAGGUGAGUUGCACUGCAUCAGCUUCGGCUUUGAUUUGCGACGCCCAAGCUCAUGCUUUUGAGUUUUCCUCAUCCAUCAGUCCUUUCGUCCGACGAUGUUGCCGUGCGUAUCUUAUUGGAUUCUUGGCACUUCUUCGAUCAAAUCUACGUCUCCAAAAAACACGGCGCCGCCAAGGCCUUUGCUCGCGCCUUCUCCGAUGCGGUUUUCAUUCCCAACUCCGAUGAUCGGGUCCUGCUGGAGGCUCGAUUAGCGAAGCUCGGAAUCACGUGGGAGGAGGCCGUCCGAUCGCCUGUUUGGAACAAAAAGCUGUGGAGGCGCGUUCAUCGAUGGAUCCCCCCGCCGAGUGUUCUCGAGCCUUUAAUCCGGGAGGUCUUCGAGAAAUUCGGGGCGUUGAUCGAUGCGAAGACCAAGCAACCGCUCUUCAACAAGGCAGCGCACGAGGCAGCAAAGCGAUGUCUUGAGGCGAUACGCAAAGGCCAAGUUUCCGAUCCUGUUGGCAUCGAACUGUACACCGACCAUGGGCCUUGCGGAGGACCAGACGGAAAGGCGGAUGACGGUGUGCGUGUCUACUCGUGCCAGCGCGGCACAAAUAGUCUUGAGGGAGGGAUCCACCGAAACCGUCGUCAAAGGUUCUCAAAGUCCGGUGUCACUCCGUACCAUGCCAAUGCUUGCCUUUCGGACUAUGUGCUCGUGCACAACUCCACAGUAAGUCUGUACAGCCGUGCUCAUACACGCUGGAACUGAAUUUGUUUUACCUAUGCGUGUGCUUGUUUCACAGGUUGGGACGUUUAAUCGGACAGGGAAGGCAUAUGUAGGGCACUUCGACCUUUGGCUCACUGUAGAGCUUCAUCGUAUGCGGCGCAAAACGGCGGCAUACCUCCCAGCCCACCCUACGAAUAUGUCGGAAACUGUCAACCCGCUUCUCUACGCUCCGUCCACGGAGACAUUCGGGAUUGUGCCUAUUGUGGAGGUGGCUCAAAAGUCCAACAACAUCGAACCCUAUUCCGUCGAGAGUGGCGCUUUCCGUUUCGAGCCCCUCAAAUGGUCGCCGCGGAAUUUGCUGCACAAGAACAUGGGACGAACAAUUCAGCAGAUGCAAAUCCAGCUGCCAGCCUAUCGCAAACUCCGUCACACCUGGCUUGCAAAACGCCAAGGUACUCGGUUUGCGGUAUUGCACGUUCACACACCAACCGAAUGAGCGCUGUACAAGCAUAUCUUGUCCCAUCUGGAACUAUCAACUUCUCGAGACCAGCGAGCCAUCCGAAUCGCCGAGCGCUGGAACGCUUAUGCCAACGGCAUUGAUAUAUUUUACAAAGUGAGUCGCUAUUUCGUCGUGCCUCUGAAUUUAAGACCGAGCUGAGUGCUUGAAAAUUCAUACGUAGAUACCGGAACACAUAAGUAGUUGGGAAUCCAGAUGGUCGUCUCUGGCCAAUGCUCAAGCCAUAAUGAAUAUGGCCGAGAACGACGUCAAAGCGACCCAAGCGAUGAUCACCGACCCCUCCCGCGGUCGCAAUGUCAGCCCGCCGCCCGCCAAGCCGUUGCUCGGCCACAAACCUCCGGUCUCGGGGAUGCUCACCGAUGCAGAGGUCGAAGCGUCCAAUCCUCAAACAUCAUUCAUCCGCCCAUCCGGGGCGAUGGACACAAACAACAAUGGUCCGCGUGCAGGGAUUGCUACCAGUGGCAGUUCAGUGAGCGUAGUCACCGGGAAAGUAAUGCGGCACUGUCGGUUCUGCGGUCAAGCCUCUUGCAAGUUCAAGGGAUCAGCGUCAGCCCGACAGGGAUCGGAUAUUCUGUGUGAAAACCCAUGUGUGGAUUGGCUUGAGUGAAGAGAGGGAUCCGAAUAACCCAGAAUCGCCGAGGUUUUGCAAGGGGCUGACCACGGCUGAGAUGGGUGGUCGAGCUCGGGAUAAGAAGAAGUGUCAUAAUCAUAAACCGCUGUGA